AUGGCAGAAGGAUACCCAAGCUCUAAUAAUUGGCCCACCAUGAACUGGCAAGCGAAAGAUCUCGACAAAGAAUGGGAGCGAUUUUAUCAGCAUUGUGAAUUCGCAUUUGGAGGCCCGUUAAGCAAGUGCACAGAGAAGGAAAAGAUUUGCAAUCUCAUGAGUUUUGUGGGAGACAAAGGCCGCGAAAUGUACCUUACGUUUCAAUGGAACACAAUUCAAGUUGGAACAGGCGAAAAUACCCAACAAGUAAGUGAGAAAGAUAUUCUUGAUAAAGUUGCUGCAAAGUUCAAAGAACAAUUAGCAUCGAAGAAAAAUCCUAUUAUGGCAGCAGUUCAAUUUGACAGGAGGUGCCAAAAACAAGGAGAAACAUUUGACGAUUUUGUAACCGACCUGAAAUUAUUGGCUCGUGGCUUAGACAUUGAGCAAACAGACAAGCUAAUAAGAAAUGCUAUAGCAUGCAAGUCUUUUGACGAAAGGGUAAAACAACGGUGUUUGGAAAAGAGUAAAAACUUAACAUUAGAAACAGCCAUAAAUAUAGGGAGAUUAUUUGAAGCUACCAAAGAUGGAAUGCAAGUAAUCACAGGGGAAGAUCCAAACGUGACGGUGCAUGGAGUAUCAACAAAGCCCAACAGAUUUCCCAGACGCAAGCACCAAAUGAGGUCAAAUACACCUAGAUCCACGGAAAAAGAGUCACAAGCCCCAUCAAAGUGUCAAAGAUGUGGUUACAAUAGUCACAAACCACAAGAGAAAUGUCCAGCCAAGAACCAAACCUGCCGCAAGUGUGGAAAGAUGGGACACUUUGGUAGAGUGUGUAGAGGAGCAGAAAAGAAAAUACACGGCAUGGGUAAAGAUUCCUACUCUAGUGACGAAACAGACAGUUCUGAUGAUGAAUACCAGCAAGCCAAAAAUUUGCAUUUACUGCACCUCAGAGGCCUGAGGAUCCAUGAGGUUGGUAAUGAAAACGACAUGCCGAGAGAUAACGAGUGGUGGGAAACUGUUCAAGUUGGCCAUGGGAGAUUGCAAUGCCAACUGGAUACAGGUGCACAGGCUAGUGUCAUGACCGCUAAGCAGUUACAAAGUGUUGCUCCCAAUGCACGGAUUAAGAAAACACACAAGAGACUUGUGUCAUAUAGCCAACACCAGAUUGUGCCCAGAGGAUGCACCACAAUAAAAGUGAAACACAAGGAAAAAGAGAUCAAGGUGAAAUUCUUCAUCAUUGACAAGGCACAUAAUCCAAUCUUAUCUGGAAAAGUGUGCAAAGCCUUAAACCUAGUAAAGCGAAUACACGAAAUCGACCACAACCUUAAAGAGCUUCUUAUCCAACAUCCAGAUUUGGAAAAUGCAACAGGAUCGAUGCCAGGGACAUACUCGAUUAAGAUUGACCCAACAGUGACCCCUGUAGUACAUGGUCCAAGAAGGCAACCCGCAGCGCUCCUACCAAAGAUUACGAGCAAGCUAAAAGAAAUGGAAAAAGAGGGGCAUUUGGCAAAUGUAACCCAGCCCACAGAUUGGGUUAAUUCCAUGGUUGUCGCACAGAAAAGAGAGAAGAUCCGCAUCUGCAUCGACCCAUCCGACCUGAACAAAGCGAUAAAGCGAGAACACUACCCUAGUAAAACAGUGGAAGAAAUUACCACGAAAAUCCCCGGAGCCAAAGUGUUCUCAGUAUUGGAUGCCAAGAGUGGAUAUCUUCAAAUGAAGAUAGACUAUGAAUCCAGUCUCCUUACAACGAUGAACACACCGUUAGGUCGAUACCGUCGGUUAAAGCUACACUUUGGCAUCAAAUCCGCACCAGAGAUGUACCAGAGAGCAAUGGAUGACAUGUUAGAGGGAAUAGAAUAUGCAUAUGCCAUUAUGGAUGAUAUUCUGAUAGCUGGCCGUGACGUAGCGCAUCAUGAUGCUGUCUUACGACAAGUCCUUGAUCGUGCUCAGAGCUACAACUUGAAGUUAAACUUCGACAAGGUGAAGAUCAGGAAAAAGGAAGUGCCGUACGUGGGACAUCUCAUAUCAGCACAUGGGCUCAAACCGGAUCCCACGAAAGUCGAAGCGAUGAAAAACAUGCCAGCACCCGAGAACAAAGAUGAUGUCCGCCGUUUUCUGGGAUCAGUUCAAUACCUAGCCAAGUUCUUACCACGCUUGGCUGAGGUAGAAGAGCCGCUACGGCACCCAACAAAGAAAGAUACAGUCUUCCAUUGGGACAAACCACAGGAAAACGCUUUUCAACGCAUCAAAGAUCUAUGCUGCACAGCACCUAUGCUGGCCUAUUAUGAUGUCAAGAAGGAUGUCAAGAUACAAUGUGAUGCUAGCAAGAAUGCAGUCGCUGCUGUCCUUCUGCAAGAAGGCAAACCCAUAGCAUAUGCAUCUCGAAAGCUUCGUACAUCCGAGCUAAACUGGUCACCUAUUGAGAAAGAAAUGUUGGCGAUUGUGUUCAGCACAGGAAAUUCAGAGAAUACAUCCUAG
Messenger RNA from Paramuricea clavata, 2457 nucleotides. NCBI's taxonomy places the organism in Eukaryota, Metazoa, Cnidaria, Anthozoa, Malacalcyonacea, Plexauridae. The record is from the annotation of a GenBank genome assembly.